This is a messenger RNA of Nestor notabilis (Kea), 2613 nucleotides long. RefSeq names its product storkhead box 1 (gene STOX1). Gene Ontology annotation, cellular component: cytoplasm; nucleus. The transcript has 5 exons. Lineage: Eukaryota; Metazoa; Chordata; Aves; Psittaciformes; Psittacidae. The annotation marks the transcript as partial. The record is from RefSeq and is a predicted model, not a curated record. Gene Ontology annotation, molecular function: DNA-binding transcription activator activity, RNA polymerase II-specific; RNA polymerase II transcription regulatory region sequence-specific DNA binding. Gene Ontology annotation, biological process: positive regulation of transcription by RNA polymerase II.
GAUAUUGUGAAGAGUGAAGAUAAAGAUCAGAAAUCCAAAGAAAAUGGAGCAAACUCCAAGAAGUUAUAUGCGGUCAAUGUCUCACUGUACGUGCAGGCUCCAGGUGAUGUGACCCCUGUUCUCAUGAAUCCUCUCUCGCAGUCACACUCCAUUUCUCUGGCAGAAGGAAUAUGCCGUACCAUAUCAGACAUGAAUGCGGAUCUUGUGACGGUCACGCAGGAAACUUUAAUGAACCAGCUAGUGAAAAAUUAUCCAGGCAUUGCAGUCCCCUCCCACGGUAUCUUAUAUAAUAUCCUUGGCAAUCUAAUCAAAGAAAGAAAAAUCUAUCAUACGGGAGAAGGAUACUUCAUUGUGACUCCCAACACAUACUUUAUCACAAAUGAUGCCAAGGAAGACAAUAGAAGAGUCCCACUGGAGGACAGUUGUUGCUGUUCAUCGCCUUCCAUCGCUUACUUGGUAAACACUGGGCUCUGUGCAGACCUAGUGAAAGAAAACACUCCUGUGGUAUCCUGUUACAGAUCCUGCCAUUGUUUCCCUGGACAGAAUAUGCUCUGUGAAGAAAGACAUGUUCAGCUAAUGAACUAUGAAUGGAAUGGAGGAUAUAAGAAAAGCUGCAGUGAAUUGAAGCCUUCAAUCCAAACUCAAGGGAUCUCCACAUCUGCUGAAAACCAUUUCUGGGACACCAUCAAAUCACUGACAUCUGUGAAACAGAAAAUGAAAAGCAAAAAGUUUGGCCUUAGCUUUUUCUGGAGAAGUGGUUCUAAAAAAGAAAAACAUAUAGAGGAGUACUCCACUUUUUCAGCCCAGUUUCCUCCCAAGGAGUGGCCAGUCAGGGAUGAAGAUGAUCUAGAUAAUAUUCCACGUGAUGUUGAACAUGAAAUCAUCAAGCGUAUUAACCCUACUCUUACAGUUGAUAAUUUGAUUAAACACACAAUAUUAAUGCAGAAGUUUGAGGAGCAGAAAAAUUGUAUCAGUAAGGGUACCUCAGCUGAAGUGUCAAUAUUCAGGCUAAACCAUCUUUCAAAGGAUUGUAUUCAAAACACACAAAAUAAAACAGAAAAAUACACAAGGAAAACAAAAUCAAAGAAAGAGAAGCAAAUUAGCAGAAGAAACAGGACAUCUCACAUACAGGUGCUAACAUCCCAAAAUCAGAAACUGGAAGACAACCUUUUGCUGCCUAUUGGAAACCAUCAGCCAUCUGAUGUAGCAGUGGCAUCCCAUGUCAUAUAUAAAAAACAAAUUAAAAACCCUUUUCAGGGUCUGUCAUGGAGAGGCAACUAUCAGGCAAAAGGGCACAAAGGCACUAUGAACAGUCAUCUGAAGUCCAGAACUCGAAAACAAGAAAGGGCUCUACAAAGGCCACAAUCUUUGGAUUCCUCAAAACCCUUUGACUAUGAAACUGAACAGCUGGCUACAAAGACACAGGCUGACAAAGCUAAGCAAAGCACAUCACAUGCUAAUAAGUCUUCCCUCCAACUAAAGAAAGACAGUUUAAGUGAAAAUUUUAGUCAUCCACAAGGCAGUGCUCUGCAAAGAGAUAACACAAAUAAAUACUUCCUGGAGAGUAAUAUUUUGGAAAAAAACAUCUUCAGAAGAACAGUAAAAAAUCCUGGGGAUAAUAAAACAUCCCUUUACUCCUACACUGAAGAAAACAGUGAGUGCAAAGACAAUGCAAAAUUUUCACUACACCUGAAAGAUGAGCACUGCAGAUGCAAAGCUUACACUGUAUGUGGGUUAUUAGAUCAAACGGCAAAUGAAUUUCAAAAUGUCCAUCUCUCAAAUUAUACUGCCAACAUUAACCUGGUAAAAAAAAAAGGUGUGAAAUACAGACAAAAGACUGGUAAAAAGAGUGAACUUAAGUUUAAAUACGAUUGUGCAAGCCAUCCUGUAUCAAUGACGCUGGAAAGUGAUGCAUUUAUUGAUAACUGCCAACUUUUGUAUGAAAAAGCACAUGACAGUGACACCUGCAACACAUUACAUCUGGAUGACAAUUCUGAAGGCAAGGAACCAUGUCACCUGCCUCCUGGCCAUGCUUUUUCAGAUAUAAGAGACUGGAUCAAAGUUGCACAAAAGCUGGGGACAGCUAUGUCCCUAAAAAACUGUAAGGUUAAUACUUAUCCCAUCCAGUACGACAAAACUGUAACUAAACGUCACUCUGGAGACCAUGGAUAUGAGGAAAAUGCUACUUCUGCAAAAUCAACAGAUGGCUCAAAAGAGUAUCCAAAACCAGAUUUUAUGGAAGAAAGUUGUUUGUGCAGUCAGAUUCUUCCGAUAGGUCACAGAAAGGAAGAAGAAACUGGCUUUGAUGCAUGUGCAAAGGCUUCAGCUGUAGCAGAUUCCGGACACACUGAUGAGGCUGACUCAGAUGCUGACACUUUGCAGAACUUCACCUAUGAGAUGGGUGAAGUGGUGGCAUGUUGUGCUUUGGGCUCACAGAUCAAAGAAAUCAAAAACCCUCUGGGAAAAAAAGAUCUGUUGUUUAAGAAUGCAUGUACUGUGGUAUCAGGACAGACACACUCAGAACGGACAGAAAACCACAGCAUAACAGGAGACAGUGGAAUUGACUCCCCAAGAUGGACUGAAAAGAAGAUGAAGCUUCCUGUCAAAUUCUAA